This is a messenger RNA of Osmerus eperlanus (European smelt), 2873 nucleotides long. It is a transcript of the gene mycn, whose product is annotated as MYCN proto-oncogene, bHLH transcription factor. Gene Ontology annotation, molecular function: protein dimerization activity; RNA polymerase II cis-regulatory region sequence-specific DNA binding; DNA-binding transcription factor activity, RNA polymerase II-specific. Gene Ontology annotation, biological process: regulation of transcription by RNA polymerase II. Lineage: Eukaryota; Metazoa; Chordata; Actinopteri; Osmeriformes; Osmeridae. The transcript has 3 exons. The coding region runs from base 116 to 1537 and encodes 473 amino acids. The record is from RefSeq and is a predicted model, not a curated record.
ACAAAGUGUGUCAGAGAACUGUCUGCGUUACACACGAGUAGAUGUGCGCUCAAAUUGAGUCUACUACUGACUGCAAGAGUGAAAACAUACCACGACUCAGGGCAAGGCUUUUCAAAUGUGGGAUACAAUGCCGGCGACAAUAAGUAAAAAUUCCGACUUGGAGUUCGACUCCUUACAACCCUGCUUCUACCCGGACGAGGACGACUUCUACCACGGCGGUCCUGACGCCGCGCCACCGGGAGAGGACAUCUGGAAGAAAUUCGAGUUGCUGCCCACGCCGCCCCUUUCUCCCAGUCGAGCAGCGCUACCGGGAGAGUUGGCCAACGCGUCCGGGGAUUCCGGUCUUGUGGGUUUUGGAUUAGGCGACCCUCUGGACUGGGCUUCUGAGCUCCUGUUUCUGCCCGAGGACGAUGUCUGGGGGACGUCAGACGGAGACCUGUUCGGCUCCGCUUUGGAUAGUAACCCCAAUUCCAUCAUCAUCCAUGACUGUAUGUGGAGCGGAUUCUCAGCCCGGGAGAAGCUCGAGCGCGUCGUUACCGAAAAGCUAGGCAAAGCCAUCUCCUCCGCGACCGCUUGUGGCGGCGGAGUUAGCAAAAACGUAAUCGUUAAGGCACCGGAGUUGAGCCGUGCCGAGUCGGAGUGUGUGGACCCUACCAUAGUCUUUCCCUUCCCUGUCAACAAAAGAAACGGUAGCAGCAGCACAGGUCCAGCCGGGACCGUCCCGUCCUCCUCCCGCUGCAGCGCCGAGGAGACUCCGAGCGACUCUGAGGAGGAAGGAGACGAUGACGAGGACGAAGAUGAGGACGAGGAUGACGAGGACGACGAGGAUGACGAGGACGAGGAGGAGAUUGACGUGGUCACCGUGGAGAAAAGACGCAACGGUAUGUCACCCAUGGCGACCGGCACCGUCACCAUCUCGGUGCGGCCCAAGGUGGGAGGUUCCUCGGGGUCCGGUGCUGUGAGCCGAUUGGCUAGCCGGGCGCCCCAGGAGCUGAUCCUGAAGAGGAGCUCAGUCCACCAGCAGCAGCACAACUAUGCUGCCCCCUCCCCCUACGCCUCCGACGACGACCCCGCCCCGCCCUCCAAGAAACACCGUGGCGACGGCCCGCGACCCUCCGCCAGAACCAUCUCCUCUUCCUCCUCAUCCUCCUCCUCAUCCUCGCUCUCCACGGGCGCCUGCAGCUCCGUCUCCGUGACAACGUCCUCGUCUUCGCGCUCCAAGCGCAGCGCCUGCGGGGACAGCAGCCCGCGGGGGGGCGGCGGCUCCGACUCGGAGGACAGCGAGCGGCGACGCAACCACAACAUCCUGGAGCGCCAGCGACGCAACGACCUGCGCUCCAGCUUCCUCGCGCUGCGCGACCACGUGCCCGAGCUGGCCCACAACGACAAGGCGGCCAAGGUGCUGAUCCUGAAGAAGGCAGCCGAGUACCUGGUCUCCCUGGAGGCCGAGGGCGAGCGCCUGCAGCAGGAGAGAGACAAGCUGGCGGCCCGGAGACACCAGCUGAUGAGGCGGCUCGAUCAGGCCAGGACUCGCUAACCUGGGGCAUCUUAUACACACACACACACACCCCCAUGAGCCCUCUUCGCAUUCUCUGUAGAUGCACACGCAGUCCUGUCCAGUAUAUACACGCUCGGAUCCACACGUACAUGCACACACACCACACACACACACACACACGCACACACACACACACACACACCACACACGCGCAUAUAUACGGUUGAGUCUCAGAGACCGAGGGGGUUGUUGGGACACUCGGACUUUCACUGCUGCCACUUUUUUUGCACAUUUGUUGACGUUGAGAAUGUUGAGGGUUUACUUUAUCAAUCCAGUCACGCCGAGGACAAGAGCACCAGGUGGAGUGGGAGGGAGGAGGGGACUCCAGUCAUCCUUCUCUCUCAUUGUUGUUUUUAUACCUUGUAUUUUUUUGUACUCACUGUGACGCUAGCCCCAAACCAGGUGACCCCCAACAAGUAGGGGGCUGUGGGUCAAAGCUCACAUAGAGACUCAGCACGCUUUGCCUUCACCACUGUAAACUGAAGACACACAUCCACCUCUGACCUCCAGGUUCCAAAUACGAUGUCACAACGACUUGUAGACUCCCUUCGCCUCCCCCUUCCUCUCUUCUCCCCACUUUUCUUUCCUCCUCUUCGAUCCCCUCUCCUCACUCCUCCUCCGCUCCUCCAGCUCUCCUCUAUCUUGUUCUCACUGGUGCUGAAACAGUCAGUGGAUGAAUAACUGUGCACCUUGCUAGCCGACACUUUUGUAAAUAACGAUACUGUACAGAUACAAAUACUCAAUCUGCCUUGUUUUGUAGAGUUUUUUUGGUCUGGUUUUUAUACAUCAAGAAGCUGCCAAUAAUUAGACUGGAACUUUCUAUACAUUUGAACGUACUGUAAGGCCACCUUUUCAGAGGGUCACCAAACUUUGUAUAUAACAAUAUAUUGUUUUGUUGUUGUUGUUAUUGUUGUUUAUUUUCCUUAUUUCUCUUCUUUGUAUUGAACCAUAUUACUAAUCCACCCCUUAAUGCUUUAGUGUGACCCUGAUACAUACUAAAAUGUACACCUAUAUUUUCGUAUGAAAAUGAGUUCUCACUAGAUAUCACGUCACCUUGACAUUUUCCUUUCUCAAUAUGAAAUAAUUAUUUUGUACAGAAAUGUGUUUUUAUCACCCCGUACCCCUGCCUCACUCUUUUCUUUCUUUCCUGCUUUAUUUCUUUCUUGUUUAUAUACUUGUAACUAUCGGGUGCAGAGAACUGGGUAAACUGAUAUAAGAUUGUUGUUUUUUUCAUUCUUAAACUGUACAUCUAGUGCUUCAACUCAUAGCACUUUGAAAUACCUCAUUUUGAAAAAUAAAUAGACCUUGAAAAAUA